UUUGCUUUUUUGGAUUGUGUGAAUGCUUCAUUCGCCUCACAAACAACCACAGAACCACAAGUGCGGUGCAAACUUUCUCCAGGAGGACAGCAGAGAAGGCUCUGGGUUUUAAAUGGUUAAUCUCCGCAGGUCACUACCAGCCACUGAGACCAACAGAGUCAUUUGAGGAUCCAAGAAGUAUUUACACCAGGAGGUGAAAGCUCUGCGUGAAACGAGAGGGACUAUGGCAUCAAACAGCCUGUUCAGUUCGGUGACACCAUGUCAGCAAAACUUCUUUUGGGAUCCCAGCACCAGCCGGAGGUUCAGCCCCCCCUCCAGCAGCCUGCAGCCCGGCAAGAUGAGCGAAGUCAGCCCGGUCGUAGUAGCCCAACAGCAGCAGCAGCAGCAACAGCAGCAGCAGCAGCAGCAGCAGCAAGAAGCGGCGGCCGCCGUGCCCAGGCUGCGCCCCCACGAUAACCGCACCAUGGUGGAGAUCAUCGCUGACCACCCCGCCGAGCUGGUCCGCACCGACAGCCCCAACUUCCUGUGCUCCGUGCUGCCCUCGCACUGGCGCUGCAACAAGACCCUCCCGGUGGCAUUCAAGGUGGUGGCCUUGGGAGAAGUGCCUGAUGGGACCGUGGUCACUGUCAUGGCUGGAAACGAUGAGAACUACUCUGCAGAGCUGCGAAACGCUUCUGCCGUGAUGAAGAACCAGGUGGCCAGAUUCAAUGACUUACGAUUUGUGGGAAGAAGCGGAAGAGGGAAGAGCUUUACUUUGACAAUAACUGUCCUGACAAAUCCCCCCCAAGUCGCUACAUACCACAGAGCUAUAAAGGUUACAGUGGAUGGGCCAAGGGAGCCAAGAAGGCACAGACAGAAGCUUGAUGACUCUAAACCUAGUUUGUUCUCUGAACGCCUCAGUGAUUUAGGGCGCAUUCCUCAUCCCAGUAUGAGAGUAGGGGUCCCGACCCAGAGCCCACGGCCCUCUCUGAACUCUGCACCAAGUCCUUUUAAUCCACAAGGACAGAGUCAGAUUACAGACCCCAGGCAGGCACAGUCAUCCCCGCCGUGGUCCUACGACCAGUCUUACCCAUCCUACUUGAGCCAGAUGACUUCACCGUCCAUUCACUCCACAACUCCCCUGUCCUCCACUCGAGGCACAGGACUUCCAGCCAUCACCGAUGUGCCCAGACGCCUCUCAGUUUCCUGGGAGGAUAAAAACCAUAUUCAGACUUUACACUAUGGAGAAGAAGCAUCUAUUGAGAAGCAUUCAGCGUUGGGCUGGUUGGAGCUUCAGCUCAACUUAUGAAUGGAAACGCUGUGUGGACAAGCUUAGGAUGGGUUGUAACUUAAUUUGCAGUAGCUUUCCGUAACUUGGUAAAAAAACUCAGGUCGGCUUUGAAAUAAAUGAAAAAAAAAAUACACAGAGGGUUUUACACUGAUUUUACAACAUGAGUUUGAAAAUCACAAAUUGUUAAAGUGAUGCAAUGCUGAAUAGAAAAAGGGAGUCAGUCCCUGAUACACAAAGGUGUCCAGCAGUGGGCACAGCACGUUGGGUCAGUGCCGCAGCGCCCCGUGGGGCUCCUUUGCAACGUGCAAGCACUCCCUUAGCCCCCCUGAAUUCCUUCGACCACUGGGUCUGAGCCACGCUGAUGGACCUGAAAAUCUUAUCAAGGCUUGACCUUACAGCUGUUGGUGGUACUUAGGGGAAAUGUGGUGUUCCCACCAGUCCCAGCACUGGAAGGAAAAAACCUCACCGUCUCUGGGCGAGUUAUUUUCCACUGCUUUCACUCCAACAGCCUGUUUUGCCCGGCAUUAAAAAUCUUACCCUAAGAUGGCAAUGCCUGCCCAGUGUCUUCCCUAUAAUUUCUCCGGUAUCCAGAAGCUCUCCAUGUGUUAAGCGCUCUAAUCAGCCUCAGAGCUGCUGCUCUUGUGGUCUUCCGCAUAGCUCCCGCUCGGAAAACAAGCGGUGGCUUUCAGCUGCCUUCCUACAGGGCGAGGUGUGUCUGCUCGCCCUCCGGAGACAGGGGCUGUGUCCCGGGGAGGAGGAAAGCCAGCGUCGUGGCCUUAGAAGUGGGCAAGGACUGAGGCUGGGGACAUCUCCUGAAAAAGAAAAAUAUAUAUAAUAGUUAUUUUGGAGAAGAGCAUGUUUUGUGUUGUUUAGAUGAGGAGAUUUUGUCUUCUGUAAAUGUCUGGGGGCUGGGGAGAUGCCUUUUCUUCCUCUGUGUACAAUAUUGUUUAGUUCAUGUCAGAAGGGAAAAAACUGGUCUAUCUAUGUCCGUGAAGUUAAGGGAAUUUUUUGGCAGCAGCGUAACAAUUUGUAGGGUUUGAUUUUUCUCUGGAAAAAAAAAAAAAAAAAAAGCAUUUUGAGAACAAGGCCUGGGUAACCAAAAUAUGUUUGUUUUUGUUUAAGGCACUCAGUAGAGAAAUCUUCUCUUGUCUAUUGUUAAGAGCGAGGUCUAAAUCAAAGGAAAAUUCUACAUAUUCUAAAAUAUACAGACACCGCUUUGAAAGCAAAGCCAAGCAAAACUUUAAAAGAGACCUUCUCCUUGAUGCAGAAGUUUCGAGUUAGUUUACUGCGCCGGGCUCCAGUGGAAAGAACAGCCUGAGAAACAAAUCGCAAAUCCACUUCUGGAGGCGGAAGUGGCGGAGAGCAUUGUAUUAAUAGCACACAAGACCUUGCCACGGCGUUUCGAGUCCAGGGCUGAGCAGCAGCAGCGAGGAAAGGCUUCGCCGCUCGUGGGGAUUUUGUUUUCUAAUUUCGCUCGGGAAGGCUUCAGCCAGCUCCAGACGGAGGGAGCUGAGGGCCUGAUUCUCUCUUGUUGGGUGGUCCCUCCUCCCACAAAUAACCCUAUUGAAAACAGAGGGACUAUUUGUGGAGUAAUUUGUUUGUCAGGAAAAGUAGGGGUUGUAGGAUACGGCCCCAAUUAGCAGCCAAAUUCCUGGUUAUUUUCUCGUGAUAAAAACGCAGCGAGCUGUCGUAGAGAUGCACGUCACAUCUCUCCGCUGGCCGUUUGAACUCCUGCCACUUGCUCCGUGCUCCUUCCCCCGUGCUUCCCACUUCCUCACCAUCCCAAACCGGUCCCAGCAUCACGCUAGCUCGGUCGAGAGGUCUGCUUUCCCCCCUCCGGGGGCCGUGCCGUUUGGGAUGAGCAGGGCGCUGCAGGGACCGUCCCUUGCAGCCAUCAGCAAGGGCACCUGGGGGCCGGCCCUGAACUCUGCAGCCCCACCGCAGGAGCACGCGAGGCCGGCGAUGUACAUCAUCCCAACACCACCUCCGAACACCCACCGCAUCGUCCCAGCCAUAAAUCCCCAUUUUUAAUACAACCCACGUACGACCAACCCUGCUCCAGGGGAUGUCCCUCCUGAACGCAGCCGUUCUCGGGAGAUUUCCUUAAUGAACACUUCACCACCAGCUUCGGAAAGGCUUUUAAUUGCAUUUUAAUGUUAUCAAAGGGCAGGCUCCCUGCCUGUCCCACGCCAGCUCAGCACGCCCGGUGCCGGCAGGGAUUUCGGGAGCUGCGGGGCUGCCGAUAGCAGCGCCGCUGUUUGGGGGCGGGAGAAGCGCUCGUGGUAUUUGUAUUUUUUGUGGCUCCCUGUUUUGGUAGCCAUAAGUCAUUAGUGGUUUUUAAUUUUUUUUUUUCUUCUUCCCUUGCAACUGAAAUAAGGGCUGAAAGGGUAGAUUUGUCCUUCUUUUUCUCUCUUUUUUUUUUUUUUUUUUUUUUUCUGGCUAAUCUGAGGCACGCUGCCACAUCUGAAGCCACUUGGCUCAUUAUGGAUUUCAUGGAAACUGAUUCCCUGAAAGUGUUUCCAUAUGUGUGUUCCCAAUAUAUCCCAUCCUCUUCUAAAUGGGAGUACAAACUCGCACACGAGCUGGAAAUGGCUUCAGGAUGUGACAGAGAAGUCAUAUGACUGGAGUGGCACUGUGUGUGGCCCUUUCUGAAAGACACGGUGUCCUGUGUGCUGGCUCCCAUCCUACGGUAGAUCCAGUUUCAAAGAAUAUCUUCCUUCCCGGAUUCUUAAAAGCUCUUAAUCAAGAAGCAGCAAGAGAUCCUCUGUCCUUCGUCCUCAGGAGGGACGUGUAUUAUUUGAACGGGGCUUGAAAAGAGAGUUGGGAUGGGGAGGAAAAAAAGGGACUUAAAGGGUGAAAUUACAGAGAAAUGCCAAGGGCUUCCCCCCCCGCCACCCACCCCUGCAAAACACAGUUUCUUUGCGUCUGCUCGAGGAUCAGAUGGUAUUUCUGAGUUGCUAGCUUGCAGUGGAAAAGUACAAUUCAUGACAACAUUGGAAACAAAUAUUUAUACUGGAUAGUUAAGGCACAUUUUUCUGAAAAAAAAAAAAAAAAAAAGAAAGUAAUGAAGUCGACUGCUAGCCCCAAUGUAUAUUAUCUUCCCAUUCACUGGGUUUGUGGAGGAUUCUUCUGCUGACGGUCUCCAUUACUGUACAUUCAUCGCAGAUCUCUCAGCCCUGUGGUUUCACCCCCUUGAUGUAUACAACUCUGCUUAGGUUGCUAUCCAAGAAAAGCCUCAAAUGUUCCCUCUGAUGCCUUUCGUCUGGGGCUUGCGAAAACCGGCAGCGGCUGAAAUUCAGGCAGGAAAAGUUGGGGAGAAGUGAACGGCGAGCGGUGCGCGCCUGCGUGCCUGUGUGUUGUGUGCCGUGCAGCGUUGCAGAGCUGCUAAAGACUUAUUUCAAGGAAAUGUGAUUUGCUUCUUGCUUCCAAAGUAAUGCGUAGAUGGCGUGAGACUUUAAACAAGCUUUAAACAAUAUUACCAAUUCCUUUCCGCAUGAAUCACCCGAGACUGAAGUCACUGAGGUGAGGUAGCCAUGACGGAGGGGUUCAGAAGCUCCCCGCCAUCCACGACUUGCAGGCCACAACCACAAGCCAAGGACGUUUUUCUUUAAUAUGACAUUUUGUCCCCCUCGUGUGGUUCUCCUGAGAGAAGUGUGUGAUUCCUGGCUAAGUGAAGCUUCACGAGUGGCAGCAUCUUUAAACGAGACACAGGUAACUCGGGCUUUUGCCUUGCUGCUCCCAACAGCCCAUCUAAGGGUGCUUUUUUCUGCUCAAGGGAGCAAUUUCUACCCAUUCAUACAGCUAAAUUUAAGACAAGCUACUUCUUGAGGUACAGACAGCAGCGACCUGUGUUUGGGCACGCAGUGUGACCCAGCAAGGCUUAGGUGCUUACAGAACAUCACCUCCUUUCUGCGCAGUUCAUCCAGGCCAACCGAGUCCAGCUCCCAUGGUGGAGCCCAGGCUGGAGAAGUGCAGAGACCCGUUUUUACAUUAAGCAGUGUAACAGCUCGGCCUGGGAAACGCUCUCCUUCUGUUGCACGAGUGGUUCUUUAAUGGUCGAUGCUAAUUACGUUAUUUAUGGGGUGUUUCUCCCAGCAAAGAGCUUAGAUGCCGCACCGUAAAUUCCAUGAAAAUAUCUAUCUGUAAGUUAAUCCGUGGCAUCUGAGGUGCCAAAGGCCUGCUACCUAAAUACCAGGAGGCACGGGUUUAGGUGUGAGCUAAGGUGCAGAGGGACAGCCAGAGGAGAUGUGCUAGGUUUAGGUUCUCAUGUGUUGUGUGCGAGGCUCUGAAGGGGUUAAAAUGUUCCCUCCUUGCCUGACUUUUGUGAGACUGCUGUGCUUAAUAAUGCUGCAGUUUAAAUGGUCCCAACUAGGCCUUGAAGUUAACACCUUGUUGAGGUGAAGGAAAGAGGAGGGGGGCCAGUUCACACCUUUCCUGCUGCUAUUGUUUGCAGGGAGACCUGCGAGGUGGGAAAAAAAAAUGCAAAAAAGAAGGACCUCCCCUUCCCCCCCUAUUUUUUUCUGAGUGUUGAAAUUUUUGUUGAAUUAAAGGGCGGGAAAGGACAUUUGAAAACCCCCCAUUUCCGACCUUAAAAGCUUGCAAGCAUUCAAACAAAGCACAGUCAACCCAAAAGUUGACCAAAAGUGGGUGGGCAGGGCUCUGAGUGCUAUUUCGGUGGCGCUGCGUGACCCUUGGAGCACGUAGCCACAUGCGUGGGAGGAGUGUCCCUGAGCUCGGGCAUGGGGCUUGCAUUUGUAGGAUUCAGGGACUAACAGCAGUGGCAAGGAAUGGAUGCACGAGGAAGUGGCUUGGGCUCCCUGGGAAUCGCAGUCCCAGGCUCCAUCCCACAGCUGCAUCCAGAGGCUGGUACAGAGCCUUUGGAGAACCAAAGACUGACCUGGAAGGAGCCAGGAGCAGGAUCGUGCUGUGUGUGAUUCACUAAAUGCGUAUUCACGGAGGCAGGUGACAAGAAUUUAACAAAAUGAAGAGCGAAGUAAAACUCUUCCCCCGAUGGAGGAGGAUACUUGGAGUAACAGCUACCGAAAAAUCACUACCCCGUGCAAACACAUCAGGAAGAAUUCUGGAGGUUGCAAAACUGAGUGCUCAGAAAUUGGGAAAUGUCAGUGCUUAGAUUGCCCGUGCAACCUUAAAUCAGCCUCAUUCUGCUUAUGCAUUACAUUACAGAUUUUAAUUACAGGAUCACAUGAUACUUUUCCCACGGGAUUCCUGCCUCAUUCAGUGCGCAGGAUGGACAGUGCUAACUUAAUGAGCAGCUCUUCAAUAUUUUUUUUUUCUUCUUGUUCUUUGCAUUUCCCCAGGCUUUGCUUAUUGUAGAGCAUUAAAUUUUUCUCUGAAGAAGGAAUUCUUAAUUUCUUGAUGGGCUUUGCUCUAAUAUUUCUACCAUGGCAUUUGUAUGCUGUUCGUUGCAGUGUAAUAGUCCCAAGAAUUAAAGAACUUGCUUAAAAAAGAGUACCAAGACUGACCGUUAAGGUGUAAUGUAAUUCAUUCCCCCUUUUUGUGUCACCUACAGCAUGACUUUUUUUCUGCAUUUAACCUGAUGUUCAAACCUGAGCUCCUGUUGGCUUCAGCUGCAGCUGUGAACGUUUAGCACACGUGCAAAUCAGGAGCCAGCAUCUUUGCUGGGCACAGAAACCAAGGAAAGGACUGGCAGUCACCACCUGUAAAAAUGUGAUUUAAAGAGAUUUCGGCUGAGGCACGCAGGAACAGUGAGGCAGAAACACGCAAAAAGUCCAGUUUGCUCAGAAAAAUAGUCAGGUCUCCCUGGUCUUGUUCCCCUUUCUAAUUUCUUAGAAUUAAUUAGUGGGUCUGGGAGAUAGAUAGACGGCUUCUUUAUUACACAGCUCUGAUACUUGUCCACGGAGGUCUGCUUGUGUGCUGCCUGCAGGAGGGAUCGUGUAAAAGCAAUAGCACGCUCCCCUGUGAUUCAGUGCUGUCUCAAAAUGCAUACGGAGAAGUAACUUCAAUGCUGAUAUUUCCAACCUUUCUCACUCUUCACAUGCUGACCUUAAUGAUAAUCUUUUGUUGGUCCCUGGCUUUGUGUAUAGUUUUUUAAAUUUCAAAAAAAAAGCAAACCCCAGAUAUCCCCGCCUUCCCAAAUUUUCCAUGCAAUAUCACACAAACAUCCACGCGGACCAUCAUUUAGCUCCUUUUAUGCUGGUUUCUGCCGUUCCAGCUCAUGGAGCAGCCGGUGGCAGUCAGGGACAGAUUCUUGGUCAGGACUGUUGUGAGUUGGGGUAGGGAUGUCCCCGUGUGUCACCAAUACUUACCAGCAUUUCAGAAAAUAAGACUCAGGACUCCUCAAUUUCAUUCCAGUCUCUGGACAAGUGUCUUUGUAGGGACACAGUGUCUCCUGCCCAUUUUAGGCAGAAUGCUUAUAAUUUGUUCGUAUUUAGCUGGAUUUUCGUGGCAACAUCUCACACAAAAGCCACUCCUAUUCCAAAGUUCAAGUCCUUACUUCAAAGCAUGGAACUGGUACAGCUUUUCAAAGGGAGACUUCUCAGAGUUUAAGAUUAGUAAAACAAUAUAUUUUUCCCAGCAGAAGAGUUUCAGCUGAAAUUUUAAAAACAAAUAAAUGCAUAAAUCACAAUUUAGCCCGAGACAGACGCCCAGCAUGGACAAUUUCAGCCAGAACAUUUAAAGUUUGGCAAAGCUGUAUGAGACUGAAAAUCGUCUCAUAAUGUGAAGUGUGUGGCAUGCUUCAUACCAGGCGAUUUUAUCAGCUGUAAGUAGUCCAAGCUGCACAUACAAUUCAUAGACAUAGAUGUUAGGGAAGGAAAAAAAAAAAAAUCUGUGGUAGAAUAAUUAGAGCUACAUCCCAGCCUGAAUCAAACGAAUGAACAAAAAAAGUAUAAAAUCUAGUAUCUACUGCAUAAGAUUUAGCACGGAAGUUCCCCAGAAAACAAGCGGAUCAUUUAGCUGCUGGUAAAUAUUUAUGGAACUGAAUUUCCUUGAGACGGUCUGUUCAGUGACUUCAAAAUACCACAACGCUCUGUCUUCUUGCGUCUUGUGACUACGCAUUGACCUGACGUGCUAGACAUUUCCCUGUCAGACAUAUAAACCAAGGGAUCCUUUGUCUUUUUGCUAAUGACUUUAUAGCAUAAAACGGCAAAGGAAAUUGCAGAAAUGACAAAGAAAUUGCAAUAUUUGUUAGCUACAGAGUUAUCCUACAGCCCUUUAAAGCUGACGUCAGCUUGCUAUGCCCACAAGGAGUUAAGCUGUCCACAGGACAUUAUGAUCUUUAAUAAUUGGAAGUGAUUGGCCAAAGUGCUGUAAACCUGGCAGAAAUUUGUUGCCUUGUUUUCUGCAAACCACAAGCACAGCGUAUUAAUUGAGAAAGGAACGUUAACUGGCAUUAGCUGGCAUCUGUAAACUGAAAGAGAGAAAGGGCCACGGCACUCGCUCGGCUCUGAGCAGCAGAGCUGCAAAGCUGCCACAGGUAAAAUUGUCUUUUAAAGGCGAAUGCAAAACUAUUUUAGUCGGCUGUUGGCAAAUCCCCAAGUCUAGGGUUUUUAAUGAGGCUUCUGCAUCAAAAUAAGUGAAACCACAUGGAAUUUUAAUUGUUCUUAUUCUAAAUAUGAAACACACUGGUGAAGUAUUCUUGAAUCUAGUAUCGGAGCAUAUAUAUUGGCACAUUAACAUUACCACGUUUCUGCUCUAAGCAUGUAUCUCUCAAAAAACCUGAGUACCGGGUUACCUUAGAGAGGAAUUUAGAUUUUAAAAAGGUUUACCCUGUGCUCCUUCAGAGGUAAAGGUUUUGUAUGUGAAAGACAUUUUGGUUUUGUGUUGUCGAACGCUGCAAAUUGAUCAGCUUCCGAGGGGAAAAGGAGAUCUCUCGCUGUGCUUGUUGUCGUGUUUCUCUUUCGGGCGGCAUGGAAGAAAGGCGAUUCUUUUUACACCAGUGUGGUUUCGCAAUUUUGCAGCCACGGUGUAGGGCGGAGGAUCUGCACUUUACCCGUUUAAUAUACGCUAUCACGAGAGUGGGAAUGCACAGAUGCAAAUUAUUUUCUUGCUCUGACGGUGGAAAAAUUAGCAUAAAUCUUUAAUCCUGCUGGGGAGAGGAAUAAAUAAAUUAUUUACUUGCGCUGUCAUGUUACUAUAUCGCUCAUCAACACUGCUGCUUGUGUACGAGCAGAUAUACAAAGAUGGGUGCCGUACCCAGAAAAGCUGCUUGUGUUCCCAGUCCAGCAAAGAGCUAACCAUGCAUACAUGAAUAUGCAUCUGGUGUUUGCAAGUUAGUACCAAAAUCAACCCUCACACAAGAGAAGGAGGGAGCCCAGAGAAGAGGGGGAAGAGAGAGGGUGAUACAGCAUCAGUGAGAUUGCCGAGCAAUGAGGAUGGCAAGAAGCUGACUUUUAGAGAGCACUUUUUCAAUAGUUUCCAGCCUCAGUUAGAAAAAGAGGUUUUAGAAUAUGAAUCAUAGAAAACUUCUGCUCUCCAAAAAAAAUAUCUUUACGCAAUGGAGGUUCAGAAGGCUGAGGGAUGAACAAAACCUGUUGCAGGGUGUUAUGAAAAUAGAAGGAGACAGUUGGGCGAAAGAGGGGUUGGAGACCUGAGUGUGCGGGAGUGGUGCAGACACAGCCAUGAGGGAGAUAAGAAAGGGCUAUGGUUAUUUCGCCUUUGGGUAAAAAAAUAGGAUUGUGCUUUGCACAAGCAGCAAACAGUAAAAACAAACAAGCGUGAAUUUCCUAAGUAUGUAAGGAGGUCUGUAGCCCCACAUUAGAGAUGCUUAAAUGCGGUGUGCACAGUCCUGGUCACACAGGACAUGCAUGAUCUGUGGGCAGCAUCCAGCUGAAUAAUGUUUGGAUCUAGCCCUGAAAAAGAGAUUGGCUUUCAAUGUGUAAAAUUGUGUGGAUAGUAUUGUUAUUAAAAAAAAGAGAAUUAUCAGCUGCAAAGAAACCAAAAAUGCCAAUGCUCUUCUACACCCUUGCACUCAUAACAGGUCUACCUUUGAUUAUAAAAGUCUUGUUUAGCUUCUAUUGGGGUAAACUAAAAGCAACUCUGUUCAUGUUGGGAGAGUUGCAAUAACAAUUAAAAAGAAAAAAAGGGGGGGGAGAGUAAGCAGUAGCAGAUUGAAACUCAGUAUUUUGAGCAGCUGGGGAAAUUAUGUUCUAACCUUAUAUUUCCAGAUACAUAUCAGACCUGUUCACAAUAUACAGGAUAGUGUUCCAAAAUUACAGCUUUGAAUCUGGGUGGUAUCGCCUCUGGCUAUUGUUUGCAGUUGGGAACGAAAGAAGUUGCAUCAAGCAGCGGAGUGUUUGCUGUAAAGGUACAAGUUAUAUUACAUUCCACGCUGCUGUGGUUUCAGGGCUUGAUGAUGGAGACAGACCCAUUCACCCCUAGGUCACUGAUUCGGUUCCAGAUAAAGCUAAUAGUAAUCACAUUGUCAUCAAGAGUUAAAAACGGGCGUUUACUGCCCAUGUAAAGCUCCGUGCUCGCGGUAUCUCGUGAGACGGCGCGUUAUAAUCCCCAGGUUUCAAGCUGUGGGAGUCGGGCUCCUGGCUGGCAGCGGCCCAGCUCCUCCCGUCUGAAUCCCGGCUGUGCCUGAGCUUCGCCCCGCUGCCGCUUAGAUAUUGUCUGAUACGGCCUUGAAUUGAUGGCGUAGGCUAAGUGGGCUGGCAGAACCAGGGAGAAUUGUGGUUUAAGUCACAAAACGCCACCACACAAGGUGGCAGGGGCUGAGUCUCUUGCACACGCUGAUGUCUGCAGCUCAGAUCCCAAGCCCGUCUGCAAGGAGGAGCAGUGCCGCAUCCUGCACUGGGCUGUGGGGGGUGUUCCAGUGCUUAGCACAUCAGUUUGGCACCUACAGGACCCUGCGUUUUCCUUUAAAGCAAAUCAGAUUCGGCAACUUGGCGAGAGGUGGAUCUGAAGGCUCGUAAAGCUGUAGACGUGUCAGCUGGGAAGCGCAGAGGGAGCCCAUUUGGCGUCGUGGGUUUUUUCCUUUCAUUAUACCCCGCUCUUUCCAUCCUUCUGUAGAUAUGUGUAUAUGUACCUACUGCAUACUGGCUGAAGCAGUUGCCUCUGUUCUGCACUGUACUUUUCCACCGGGCUUUUUCUAUUUCUCUUUGUCCCUUUUCCCACACCCUUUAUGUUUCCCCGCUUCUCUGGCUCGCGGCGCAAGCUUCCACCAACCUUUUUUCUGCUCUUGUCCACCCCGUAGUCUCCUAAGCAGAUCACCAAGCUGCUAACGUUUGCUUUCCAGUUCUGCUCCUAAACUUUGGCCGUUUGAUGUGGGAUUAGGAAUUAGGCAAAAUGAGUUUACCCAUCCCUGUUUUGUGUUAGAAUCAAAUUCACAGUGUUACCAUCCAGACGUUUACAGUAGCCAUAAACUGUGUGGUCUUUUUUUUUUUUUUUCAACCAGACUGCGCAGGCUAUAUAGGAAAACAGCUUCUUUCAAUAGCAAAGUGAGUACUGGGCUUGUAAUUUUCCACAGACUGCCCUGCAAAGUAAAAUUUGCAUCUUUGCUAUCAGCUCAGUGGCCUGGCCCAGUUUGAAACCCUUCAGACGCAGCAAAUGCCGUUUGUCAGCCCUCACCUAAAUAAGUCGCUUCAAGGCAAGAAGCGGGGCUCGGUCACCCCCGGUGUAACUCCACUGGUGUCAGUGGUGCAGCUCACUCGGUGUUGCCAACUGCCGUACGUUUAUUACAAGUUGCACGAUAAUUGCCCUUUUUACCCCAAACCCCAGCUCCCAGAGGCGCGUGCUGAGGUGGGAACCCCAGCUUUUCGCAUAAAACCAGACCUCGGUUUCCAGAGAGGCCACAGCAAACAGCGGGAUCCACGCGACCCAAGCGCACCCUCAAAGCUCAGAAAGCAGAAGGCAAAUCAAAUACAAGUCCAUGUUUCUAUUUUUGGCUCUUUUUCAAUCUCUCGAUUUUUGGGAUUUUUUUUUUCCGGGCCUGACUUGUGACCUUGGAACGCUUUGGGUUGGCAAUGCCGCUCCCUCCAUUGGCAUCAGGGGAAUCAGACCAGGGAUGAAUUUGGCCCAGCACUUGUAGAAGAGAGGUGUAUGACUCUGUUCCUUGCAAUGUGUUAUUUGAUAUGAUCUGCUGUUCUUUUGGGGGCCAAAAGAAGUGGGUUUUCUUUAAAAAAAAU
This is a messenger RNA of Cygnus atratus (black swan), 12378 nucleotides long. It is a transcript of the gene RUNX2, whose product is annotated as RUNX family transcription factor 2. Bases 224 to 1288 code for a protein of 354 amino acids. Lineage: Eukaryota; Metazoa; Chordata; Aves; Anseriformes; Anatidae. The record is from RefSeq and is a predicted model, not a curated record. Gene Ontology annotation, biological process: regulation of transcription by RNA polymerase II; neuron differentiation; regulation of cell differentiation. Gene Ontology annotation, molecular function: DNA-binding transcription factor activity, RNA polymerase II-specific; RNA polymerase II cis-regulatory region sequence-specific DNA binding; ATP binding. The transcript is spliced from 8 exons. Gene Ontology annotation, cellular component: nucleus.